CGCGCGCAUCUCAUCGCGCGACCGAUAUCCGCGCGAGCAUCGUCGCGUUACCGGUCUAGGGAGGCGCAAGGUUCGCGUCGAGCCGACGUCGUGCGGGCGAAAGAGAGCCUCGAGGAGCGAAGGCGAAGCGCGGCAGUGCAUAGGUGCACGCAGAGAUCGAGAUGGCUUCUGGGACGAUGCCCGCGGACGAGAUGCCCGUGAUGAGGGAGCCGUACGACAUCAUGAGGAACGGUCUUCCGGGCGCCAAGGCGGCGGUGACGCAUCUGGGCAAGCACCCGGUGCAGCUCAUCCAGGACAACGGUCCCACCGAUACCCUCAGGGCGAAGCAUGCCAUGCUGGCGAACACCUACGGGAUCGCCAUGCCCGCCAAGAUGGACAUCGAGUGCCAGAUCCUCUCCAAGUGCAGACGGCUUCCCGGCCUUCCCUCGUCCAGGCUCGGCCUCGAGAUCAUGACCGGCGACGUGGACAGGUUCGGUUUCGAGUCGUACCUGGACAGGCCCGACGAGCGGCCGGAGGCGCCGAGGGGCGACCUGCACGGCGUCAUGGAGAACAGGCUCGGGCUGAACAAGAAGCCGGGGUACGGACCGGGGUCUAAGCGUUGACGAAAGGCGCCCCGUCUCGCGGUUGGGCCCGUCCGUGUAUCACUAGUCAGGUUUCUCAUCAGUCGCGGGCGGUCGCGUGUGUCUUGGAAUCAAACGCGAGAGAGUCACCCGGUCUC
This is a messenger RNA of Micromonas commoda, 718 nucleotides long. RefSeq lists its product with no specific name. The transcript has 3 exons. Lineage: Eukaryota; Viridiplantae; Chlorophyta; Mamiellophyceae; Mamiellales; Mamiellaceae. Gene Ontology annotation, cellular component: nucleus; cytoplasm. The record is from RefSeq and is a predicted model, not a curated record. Gene Ontology annotation, biological process: proteasome assembly. The coding region runs from base 162 to 602 and encodes 146 amino acids.